GGCACUGUACCGUACUUCGGUAGGACUAACAAAGGGCCGAAUUGUGGUGGCCAGUUCUAUUCGUAGCGUGGUAGCGAGCGAGAACAAACCCCGGGACAGCUACAACACGGCGACGAUGAGACCCUUUUUUCUGUUGCUUCUCCUUGCGGGUGCUCUCGUUGCGGAUGCCUUUGCCUUUCCCAUCGCAAGCCCCACCGGGGCCGGGAUCGCUCGGCCCGGAUCCCCCCUCUGGGUCCACACCCCCGUUGCCGGGKCAGACGCGGGUUCUUCCGCCAAGRAAGGCGGGGUCYYGAGAAAGAAAACCGCGGUGGUUGUCGGCGCCGGUCCGGCCGGCCUCGCGGCUGCUCUGGUUCUGUCGAGGGUCGAGAAAGAGGGGAGCAGCGGCUUUUUCGAUCGCGUCGUCGUGUUGGAGGACGCACCGAAGGAAUCCUACGAUCCCUCCAGGGCCUAUUUCUACAACAUCAACAAGCGGGGGCAGCGGUUCACCGACGCCUUUGGCAUCGACCUGACCCGGCGCGGACUCGAGGUCACGGAAUUCGCCAAGCGGGUGGUUCCGGCCGAUCCGGCCGAGGUCUUUGACGAGGAAAAGAUCGUUCGGCAGAAGCUCUCGGAGGAAGAACGCAAGCGGGUGGGAACGAUGUACUGGAUUCCCCGGCACGAACUGGUGGAGGAGAUCGUGGACUCGAUCGACGAAACCAACGAAAGGAACGACGGUACGCACGCAAACAUCGAGCUGGUGCGAGGGRUCCGCUGCACGCACGUAGAACCCACGGACGAGGGACUGGUGAGGAUCGUGACCGAGGGCAAGGGCAAGGACGAAACGGAAGACCACCUUGUUGCCGACCUGUGCGUCGGAGCCGACGGGAUUUCUUCCAUCGUGCGCCAGUCGCUCGAGGACGGGCGCUUCGAUCCAGCGGAGUGGUCCAACGCAAAGAAUCCCUCCAAGAAGUUUGGACUGAAAAAGUUCACGACUCCCUCGACCGGGCUGCGGAUCAAGGGCCUGUGCAUSCAACCGAAUUUCGCCAUUCCAAAGGGAGGGCCGGGUYCGGACGCCCACGAGAAACACGAGCUCGAAAACCGCUACAACUAUUCCCUGGAGUCGGCCACAAAAGGCGACACCGAUGCGCUGARCCUGAUCUUUCUUCCGCAAAAGGAUCCGGACGCCGGGGCGGGACGGUCCGUCAACAUCUGCACCAUGCCCGGCCACGAYCUGUGGGACACGAACAAGGUGAGGACCGACGACGGCGGUCGCUCGGCGAAGGCCUAUUUCGAAAAGGCCUUUCCGAGGUUCGAUUGGGACGAGAUCGUCUCGGAGGACGAAUGGGGAUUGUUCGCURCCACGGAGGGGUCCAGGUUUCCCCAGUGCCAAUACUCGCCCUCCCUGUACGUUUCGUCGAAACCACUCCAGAACGGUGGAGCCGCCGACGGGGCGGGGGUCGUCCUGGUCGGCGAUGCCCUCCACGCCUUUCCUCCCGACCUGGGGCAGGGGGUCAACGCGGCCUUUUGCGACGCCAUGGUGCUGGGGGAAUCCUUUGGGGACGCCGUUUCCGGYGCCCUUUCCCCGGGGGACGAACGACCGGGCUCCUUUGUCGCCGGGGYCCUGGGGUCGUACCAGGCRAGGAACGGGCCCGAAACCCGUGCCCUCAUCGAGCUGGCGAGGUGCGGGGCGCCCUACCAGUACAACCAGCCGUCGAGGAGGAUGAAACUGGGCAAAAAGCUGUGGAUGGCAAACGUCCUCCUGCGGUUGUUCCUGAACAAGGCAACGAUCGGGUUGUCGCCAAAGCCGGCGAUUCUCAUGAUGAUGGUGCGUUGUCUCGUGUUUUGUUUUGUUUUGUUUUGCAUUGUUUUGUUUUGCAUUGUUUUGUUUUGCAUUGUUUUGUUUUGCAUUGAGUGUCUGUGGUGCUGCAAUCCCCGUGACCGCGCAAGACCGUUGGACACGACUCGUUCCGCUCACACCACCGCUGCUCCUGCUGUUGUUGCGAUUGCGAUUGCGUUUGCGUUUGCGAUGACUGGUCUCGCUUUCGGCGGACGCGGUUCGUGCAGGACUCACGUUCGAGCUUCCGCAAGAUAAUGAGAAAAGCCAAUGCCCUCACCACGGUGUUGUGGUCCUCRCUUCUGUUCGGUGUGGCCUCGCUGGUCCGAUCGAGGAUCGGCGUCUAGCCAGCGCCGACCGCAAAGGAACGCGGCACGAACCGAAUGGAAUCGAACCGAUCCGAUCCGAUCCGAGUACCGCAACGAUGUGGCAGGCAAAUCCAAACC
Pseudo-nitzschia multistriata is the source of this 2259-nucleotide messenger RNA. Lineage: Eukaryota; Bacillariophyta; Bacillariophyceae; Bacillariales; Bacillariaceae. The record is from the annotation of a GenBank genome assembly.